Fibroporia radiculosa is the source of this 1347-nucleotide messenger RNA. RefSeq lists its product as uncharacterized. The record is from RefSeq and is a predicted model, not a curated record. The transcript is spliced from 3 exons. NCBI's taxonomy places the organism in Eukaryota, Fungi, Basidiomycota, Agaricomycetes, Polyporales, Fibroporiaceae. Bases 1 to 1347 code for a protein of 448 amino acids.
AUGAUCGUGACCCCUUCGGCUGUACCGCCGCCAACAUCCAGCCCGCCUCGACCCACGACCACGCCGACGUCUACGACAAAUGCGCCUUCGGCUUACGAGCAGGAGCAUCGACUGGCCCUCCUCAAAAUCCCUUCGGUCAUCCUAAGUACUCCGGCCAUCUCGCACACAAUGGCCGCGGCCCUCGCGCUCUCACUUCUUGGCCACGUUUUGUUUCUUAAAAGCCAAAUACCUUUUCCAAUUGUGCAGCUCGCGCGCAUGCCUGGCGGGAAGUCCGACUCCCGUGCUACGAAACGGCGUAUAGAGCUGCUCUCCGCGAUGGACACGCUCUCAUCUCAUAUGCAAACAACCUUCUCAGCGUUGUCGACCGCAAUAGCACGCCGUAAUUCAUCGCCUGCGGGAGUAAAUUCACCGACUUCUGAGCGGGCGAGCGCGCAUUUGGUGUUCGUCGUGGGUCCCAGUGUCGGUGCAGCCCGUGCGCGGGUAGUCUUCGCAGUGGAUGGUCUCGAAGUGAAGCUUUGGGGAAGAAGGGAGGAUAGCUCGGAUAUUAGAUAUUCGGGCAGAGGAGAAAAGAUUCAAGAAGGUGAGGAUGGAGAGUCAGACGAAGAGACUGAGGAUGAAGAAUCAGAUGAAGAAAGUGAGGACAAAGAGUCGGACGAAGAGAGUGAGGGUGGGGACUCGGACGAAGGGAGUGAGGAUGAGGAUGAAGAGGACGAAGAUGACGGUUACGACGAAGAAUCCAAUGAAGGACUCAAAAGAAUUUCUAAUGGUGAGGGCGAAAGUGAAAUAGGCUCUGAGACGGCAUCGGAGCCACCCCUUUCGCGGUCUCCCUCUCCAUCUCCUUCUGGGUCACAAUGCUCACGACCUUCAACACCCGCGACGCCACCCGUACAAUCUGCUAACCACGAGAAGUCACCCGUAAUGUCAUCACAAACCUAUGCCGAAGAACAGCAAAGUUUGAGAGCGGCCGAACGACUGCUCUCGCGAAUUUUAGCAAAUGCAUGCGCGGAAGAAAAUGGAGGCAUGUCCUCUCCCACACAGACUCAUGUUCUCCUCCGUGCGCCCCGGAGGUUCGUACACCCUGCGUGGAUCCCGCGGCAGAACCUAGUUCGGACCAUGGAAGGCUUGCUUGGCACUUUUCUGGACGAAGCUAGUGCCACGGAUACCUCGAGAGAGAAAAAAAGGGGCCAGCAAAGAGGCGUCAGGACGGAAGGAGUGUGGAUUGGAUGCAGCGAAUCAGAUAUCAGUGCAGGCGUGAAAAUUGACCCUGAGACCGAGGCUAUAAAUGAAGAAGACGAGAUGAUUUGGUGGGCGUGGGAUGGCAAGCUCGUUGGUUUCUCGGAUUGGUGA